AUGGCAUUGCUGUUUGCCUGGAAUUAUUGGGUCUACCUGGGCCGCCUGCCAUCUCACCCGGCCAGUACCGGCACCGUCCCGGGGCAGGCCCCGGUUACCGUCGCAAAGGACCUGGUGCCUUUGGAGGCGCACAUCAUGAGCAAGUGUCCGGAUGCGAGGGACUGCUUGAGAGAUCUGGUCCUGCCUACCAUGAUGAAGGCCCAGGACAAGGUGAACUUUACUCUCUCGUACAUCGGCACACCGACCGAGAACGACGGCGUCGACUGCAAGCAUGGCCCCUCGGAAUGCAUGGGAAAUAUUAUCGAGCUUUGUGCUGCCCACCUCUACCCCGACCCCAAGAUCAACCUCGGCUUCACCAUGUGCCUCACCCGCGAAUACAGCUCUAUCCCCGACCGUACCCUGGUCGAAGACUGUGCCCUGGAGCACGCCAUUGAUGUCAAGGCCCUCAACGACUGCGCCACCGAAGACGAUGGAGGCUUCGGCGUCGGCAUGCUGCGUGAUAGCGUUCGCCGGAGCAAGAAUGCCGGUGUAAGCAAGAGCUGUACCGUCAGGCUCAACGAGGAGAUUUACUGCAUCCGGGACGGUGGCGAGUGGAAGGACUGCCCGCACGGAUCGGGCGUCAACGACCUCGUCAUCGCUAUUGAGAAGCUUUACCGUCCUUAG
This is a messenger RNA of Colletotrichum navitas, 663 nucleotides long. RefSeq lists its product as uncharacterized. The record is from RefSeq and is a predicted model, not a curated record. NCBI's taxonomy places the organism in Eukaryota, Fungi, Ascomycota, Sordariomycetes, Glomerellales, Glomerellaceae. The coding region runs from base 1 to 663 and encodes 220 amino acids. Gene Ontology annotation, molecular function: oxidoreductase activity, acting on a sulfur group of donors, disulfide as acceptor. The transcript is spliced from 5 exons.